AUGCAGCCAGAGAAGGUCGGCUGGGUUCGGAAAUUCUGCGGGAAAGGCAUUUUUAGGGAAAUCUGGAAAAUCUCUCUCUCUCUCUUCCUCCCCCUCCCUUUGUGCCAGGGGCCACAGGGUGGAAACCAGCAAUCCAUGCAGCCAGAGAAGGUCGGCUGGGUUCGGAAAUUCUGCGGGAAAGGCAUUUUUAGGGAAAUCUGGAAAAACCGCUAUGUGGUGUUGAAGGGAGAUCAGCUUUAUAUCUCAGAGAAAGAGGUAAAAGAUGAAAAAAAUGUCCAGGAAGUGUUUGACCUGAGCGAUUAUGAGAAAUGCGAAGAACUCAGGAAGUCCAAAAGCAGAAGCAAAAAGAACCACAGCAAGUUUACACUUGCACACUCCAAACAGCCUGGAAACACGGCACCGAACCUGAUCUUCCUGGCCGUCAGUCCAGAAGAGAAGGAGUCCUGGAUCAACGCCCUCAACUCCGCCAUCACCCGAGCCAAAAACCGCAUCUUAGACGAGGUGACUGUUGAGGAGGACAGCUACCUCGCCCAUCCGACCCGCGACAGGGCAAAAAUCCAGCACUCCAGACGGCCGCCGACACGGGGACACCUGAUGGCUGUGGCAUCUACCUCAACGUCGGACGGAAUGCUGACACUGGACCUCAUCCAGGAAGAAGACGCUUCUCCAGAGGACCACGGGACUUGCGAAGAGAGCUUCCGGGUAGACCUGGAUAAGUCUGUGGCGCACCUGGCUGCCGGCCGACGCCGGUCCGAUUCGGAAAACGUCAAGUCCUUGGAGAAAGGCCGGUCGGUGAGCCUGCCCCGGCGGGAGGCGAUCUCGUGGGACAAACCUGGGAAGCGCAACGACUCUUUCGACAAAGGGACCGUGUAUACCCCGCAGGUCCCCAAAAGGCUCUCGCACUCGGAAAAGAACAAAUGUAGCUCCAUGGAGGAGAUCUUGUCUCGCCGGGACUCUUCCGCCCACCGGGCCGCGCUGAGGAAGGGGCUGGAGGUGCCGUUUGCCUCGGCUGCGCCCGAGCAGCUGGCCCGGAUACAGGAACUCGUUGCACUGAAACUGGAAAAAACUCAGGAACUGCUCACGGAGGUGAAGGGCUACGGGGAAGGGAAGCGGAAGACGAAAGAUUUCGCCGCUGCCGCCACCACCACCUCGUCCUCUUCCAGGUCAGACUCUGAGAGCAUCUUGCAGGAGACGGAGCGGUUGCUGGGCGAGGCCUCCUCCACUUGGAGCCAGGCCAAGAAAGUGCUGCAGGAGAUCAAAGAGCUGAGGGACCUGUACAAACAGCUAGAACUGCAGCCGCCGGACCCUAAAUCCAAACAGGCUUCGCAGUCUCAGCACCGGAAGAGCAUGAUGUGAAGGCGAGGGGGGCGGUGAUUUCUUUUUCUGAUUAUUUACAGUGUUCGAAACAGUACAAGGUGCCUGUUCUCCUCCCAACUUGCGCCCCAAGCUCGACCCCUUCCCCAUCCCAGAUCUCCCCCCCGUGACACAAAAAGGUGUUCCAAUCAAUCAGUUUGGAUAUCUCCCCUCCCCCCCGAAAGCAUCCUUUCUCUGCAUUCUGGGGCGGCUCGUGUCAUGCCUGCAGGAUGGAAGAACCCCAAGACCUGGGCAGCUCCUGCCACGUUCGUGGAGACAUAUGCCCAGCAACAGGAGUAAAUGUUCUCCCUCUAGAUGAGCCCUGGGUUUGCAGCUUUGAGUCCAGAGCCUCCAAGUUCUGUGUCCUACGCCACGGCUCUGUGUCGCUCGCUUGGCCUAUGGUUGGGGGUUUUUUCCCCUCCCCAUCUCUUUGAAAAAAGAGUCAGCACUCAAAAGUCCCCGUUCUCCAAAAACUGUUUGGAAGACGCUCGCGAGUGACACCCGCGCCGGGGUUGGAAUUCCACGUCAGAACGAGCCGGUUCCCAGGCUGACGUGUCGGGAGAGGCCUCGGGCGUUCCUUCCUGAACUGGGCUUUUCCCUGCCGGUGGUCUUGUACUGAUCCCGAACCCUCUUUUGCAAACUCCCGUGGCAGGCAGCUGUUGUACACGUGGUACAGUCAUAUACAGCCCUCCCUAGGGAGGCACUAGGUAUGCAAUCUGUGUUAAAACUAACCCCGUCUGUCUGCCGAUGCAGACGCCCCCUGCUCUGCUGUAAUGAGAUUUAGCAAUGGCAAUGUCUUCCGUCCCGUGCAGAUGAUGACGGCCUGGAAUCUGAGGGGCAGCCAUUAUUUGUUUUCCAUUGUUCUUUCCUUCCUUAAUGCCGGCGUGGAAGGGAAAGUCGGGGGUUGGCACUGUGGGCCACAGAGAAACUGCUUGUUGGUUUAGUGGGCCUGAUUCUGCUCCCGCUCCUUAUACACAACUGUCAUGCUGUCACUGACACUGGUGUGAAGUUGGCAUCAGUCCCCCUGGAACUGAAAAGGAUCCCAGGUCAGAUCUUCAGUUAUCCUUGCCCCCGCUGAUGUCUCGCAAUUUUCUAACGAGGUGGCUCAGGUUUCAUGCAUUUAAGCAAGGGGAAAUACGCUAAGAUUUCUCGCGGGGUUUAAAGUACACACCGGCAAAUUAACAGCCGCUGUUUUUUCAAAGGAAUCAAAUUUCCUUGCCUGUGUUGCAAAGAACCCCCGAGAAUAUUAAAAACAACUGAGUUUUAAAUGUCUAAUUUCCUUUUCACUGUUUACAUUUUGUACCUCUCCCCGAUUUGAAAGGAGACUCGUUAUGUUUGCGUCUGCGUCUGGUCAGUUUCGCUCAUAUUGCCGGCUGAGGCUGUGAUGUUUGGAUUGCAACCACUGCAAGGAAUUGUUGAUCUGUGUUUUUUAAAAGCUCCCACCAGUUGGAAUUAAAUAACAUUGGUGGAAAUA
Pelodiscus sinensis (Chinese soft-shelled turtle) is the source of this 2827-nucleotide messenger RNA. The record is from RefSeq and is a predicted model, not a curated record. Lineage: Eukaryota; Metazoa; Chordata; Testudines; Trionychidae.